Molecule: messenger RNA, 1800 nt
Organism: Tilletiaria anomala UBC 951
Lineage: Eukaryota; Fungi; Basidiomycota; Exobasidiomycetes; Georgefischeriales; Tilletiariaceae
Exons: 2
Coding region: 107-1666 (519 amino acids)
Source: RefSeq, a predicted model, not a curated record
CUUGAGAGGGCCCUCUUUCAUACUCAAGCCUCCAAGAGCCCGUCGCGCAACAUCGUUCAAAUCCCCAAUCCAGUCUCGUCGCCGCCACGGCCCGAAAAGAAGCAGCAUGGACGCUCAGCAGCAGCAGGCUUGCCCGUCGCACGGCCUGCCGACCCCUCCCCUGACCGGCGAGUCGCGCAAACGACGGCGAUCAACUGGGUCUGAUUCCGAUUUAAGCUCAAGCUCCUGCACGCGUUCUCGCUCUCGUUCUAGGGCAGAGGGGAAUGAUGAGAUGAUCUUGGUCCACGAAGAAGAGGGAAGAGAAAGAAACGGACCGAUUCAAGGCGAGCAACGAGUAGCAUCGCCCGCACCGACCAAGGAACAUCUCCCACUUGACGAUGCAAGCACUCAAGUCUGCCAUCCGCUCUUGCACAUGGAAACGAUGGCCGAUUUUCUUCUCCAAGGCCCGCUAGACUCGCCCAACAACCCCUUUGCGCCCGCCCGUGGUGCAGCGCAUAAUCGAGGUCGACGCUCUACAAACUCUCGUUCUCAUCGAUUUCCCAAUGCAGCUUCGCCGCCUGUUCAGGCACCCAUCAUCGAAAAGGGCAAGAUGACGUAUGUCUUCCGAGGACAUCGCAUCAUCUACCCAGAUCCAGAAGGCGGCGAGUCGGACUCAGAAGAGCUCGAUAGCGCGCAGGCACCACCAGGAGAAGCAGCAGCAACCGCCCCUCCCCCCGCUUCCGCGCCUGCUCCUGCUGCGCCUGCGCAUGCGCCGGCACAGAACGCAAGGCGGCGAAAGCCGCUGGACCCGCGUGCCAACAUGCGCUUCAGGCCCAUCCGACUGUUCGAAGCGGAGAUCGAAGCUCUACGCAUGCAGAGAGCGCAGGGAGAAGUGGCGUAUUCAGCAGCGCAGCAGGCACGGGCGGCUCGGUCGGAGACAUGCUUAUGGUCACGAUCAUCGGUCGGGGCCAGGCCAGAAGCAGAAGCAGAAGCUCAGAUGGAGAGACCUACGCAGCUGCAGGGUGGCCAGCAAUUAGACCCAGCACUCUUGCCACCAUGGUCGUUCCUACCUUACGGCCAAUCACGCGCAUCUGCAUCCUCCUGGGGAUCUUCCGCCUUUGUGAAUAGAGCCCGCAGAUCAACAAUUCUGUCAUCUUCGACGGCCCCGCCGCCGGAAAGAUCAUCAUCCACCUCAAUUUCAUCGUCAAUUUCUGCUGGCUGCACGGGCAGCUUCAGCAACUCUAGUGUGGCGAGGCCACCUUGCCCUGGCUUCAACUGCAAGCGACGCAGGCUCAACCUCGACUAUGUCGCUGAAGCUGGACGCGCAUCAUCUGUUCCCUUUGCAUUUGCAGCUGAGCGCGCUAGUAGCCCCGGUACUGCUUGUCAGUCAUUCGAGGAGAACAGUGGGGAAAAAGACCCAUCCGCUGAGACGAGCGACGUCUUUGGGCCGUGCAUCGCCAUCGACAGCGUCCGACCCGCUCGUUUCGGGCCACAGUACUGCAAGCAAAACGGCGCUCAAGACGUUUCUCAGGAGCUUUAUCCUCCCGCAAGAGCAGGGCAACGAUUGAAACAGCAAGAUGCUCAACUGCAGGUGCAUCAGGCGCCGCCCCAUUACCACCACCAGGGCCUGCUGCAAGCCAUGGACAAUGCUCAGUGGGAGUCUGGGUCCAGUGAUGACGACGCGUGAUCCGAGGCUGGAUGAGUAUACCUUAACGACGAGCAUCCCACAUAACGCUCUAACCAUACUUCGUCGAGGUGCUACCAGGUUACAGUAUGAUUGUAUUCACAUUCCAGAUUAUUGAAUGAGACUGGUACUUUGGC